AUGAGCGGCGAAUAUACAGAUAAAGAAAAACUUGAUGUUAUGGACGAUACCAUUGAGGUACGCUCCAUGUGUAUAAAUUGUGAGAAGGAGGGACUAAACAAGAUUGUAAAAAUAAAUAUUCCUUAUUUUAAGAAUGUUCUAAUACAUUCAUUUGAAUGCGAGUUUUGUAAUUAUAAAAAUAAUGUCAUACAAGAUUUGAAUCAAAUAAAAGAUAAAGGGGUAAAAAUAAGUAUGAAAAUAAAUAACGAAGAAUUAUUGGAUAGGCAGUUGAUUAAAUCAGAAUAUGGUGUUUUAAAAAUACCUGAGAUAGAUUUUGAAAUACCAAAAGAAACGCAAAAAGGUUCCAUUAAUACUAUUGAAGGGUUUUUACAUACCGCUUUAAAUAACCUAACAAUAUAUUUGAAAGAAAUAAAAAAUAUGUAUAAUGAGGCAAACACAAUUACAGCAAAUGAAACAAAUGAAGCAAAUGAAAAAAAUGUAACAAAUGAAGCAAAUGAAGAAAAUGUAACAAAUGAAGCAAAUGAAACAAAUGAAGCAAAUGAAAAAAAUGUAACAAAUGAAGCAAAUGAAGAAAAUGUAACAAAUGAAGCAAAUGAAGCAAAUGAAACAAAUGAAGCAAAUAAAUCAAAUGUAACAAAUAAAUCAAAUGUAACAAAUAAAUCAAAUGUAACAAAUAAAUCAAAUGUAACAAAUAAAUCAAAUGAUUUUAAAUUAAAUUCAGCGGAGAAUCUUGAACAAAAGGAUAACAUAGUAUCAACAUUAGAUGAAGAAAAAAAUAAUAAUAAUGAUGAAAAUCAUAAUGAAAAUAAUUUAGGAGCUAAUACAAAUGGAACAUGUCAACAAAUUACUAUAGAAAAUUAUAUUAAAAUGAUUGAAAACACUGUUCAAAAUUUAAGCAAAUUUGUUAUAUUAAAGGAAUUCCCUUUUACUAUUCAAAUAAUAGAUCCCUCAGGAUUAAGUUCACUAGAACAUUAUGAAGAUGAUUUAAAAUAUAAGAUAGUUGAUAUUGAAUAUUAUAAUAGAACUAAAGAGGAAUUAAAUGAACUUGGUUUUUAUGAAGAAUAUUUUGAAGAAAAUGAAAAAACAAAUGAUAUUAAUUCAAAUAUGAUCGGAACAAAUACAAAUGAACAACAAAAUAUAAAAAAAGAAAAUUUCGAUUUUAUAAAAAAAUAUAUUCAUAUGAAUGAUAAUAAUAAUAAUACAAAUACUACCAUGAAAUAUAAAACCUUAAGUAAUGAAGAAGAAGCAAAAUUAAUUGAAUCAUUUGCUUCAAAUUGUCCAUGUUGUAAUCAUAUGGGUAUGAAUAAUUUUUGUGAAAUUAAUAUACCUGGAUUUAAGAAAUGUUUAAUACUUUCUUUUGUUUGUCCAAAUUGUAAUUUUAAAACAAGUGAAAUUAAAAGUAGUGGUGAAAUUAAUCCAAAGGGUAAAAAAAUUACCUUAACAGUUAAUAAUAAAAAUGAUUUGAAUAGAUUUGUAAUAAAAUCAGAAACAGCUUCUAUCAACAUUCCAGUAGUUGAACUAACAUCAGAUUAUGGUACUCUUGGUGGUACUUUAACUACGGUUGAAGGAUUAAUUAUGAAAAUUAUUGAAUCUUUGGAGGAAAAAUUUAAAUUCUUAUUAGGAGAUUCUAAUAUUAAUACUCAUCAAUAUGAAAAUGAAAAUACACCUAAUGCAGUUAAUAAUAAUGUAGAUACUACGAGUUCCAAAAUUAGGGAACUUAUUAGAAAAUUAUAUAAAUUGUGCAAAACUGAGGAAUUUUGUCCUUACGAUUUCAUAAUUGAUGACAUUGCAUCCAAUAGUUAUAUUUCUAGUGAUGUAGUAGGAGAGGAUCAAAAUUUAAACGAAGAAGAAUAUGAAAGGACCUAUGAACAAAAUGAUAUGCUAGGUAUUACAUCCAUGCAGACAGAGAAUUAUUAA
Messenger RNA from Plasmodium reichenowi, 1917 nucleotides. Its product is annotated as zinc finger protein, putative. The record is from RefSeq and is a predicted model, not a curated record. Gene Ontology annotation, cellular component: nucleus; cytoplasm. Bases 1 to 1917 code for a protein of 638 amino acids. Gene Ontology annotation, molecular function: zinc ion binding. The transcript has a single exon. Lineage: Eukaryota; Apicomplexa; Aconoidasida; Haemosporida; Plasmodiidae.